Molecule: messenger RNA, 1062 nt
Organism: Chrysemys picta bellii (western painted turtle)
Lineage: Eukaryota; Metazoa; Chordata; Testudines; Emydidae
Gene: RD3L
Product: RD3 like
Source: RefSeq, a predicted model, not a curated record
AGCGCUAUAAUCUUCAAUUUUCUCAUAGCUACAAAAUGCCGCUUUUUGGUUGGAUGAAAUGGUCAAAAAAUGAUUCCUACAAAUCUGCACAAUAUCCUGGCUCAGAAGUAGUGACCAAGACCCUGCUGAGGGAAUUGAAAUGGCACCUGAAAGAACGUGAAAGAUUAGUACAAGAGAUUGAAAAUGAACAAAAAGUCCAGAAAAAUGGUGUGGAUUACAACUGGUUGAAGAACUACCAAAAUCCGCAAGCCACAAUCCCAGCUACUGAACAAAGGCAGCUUGAAGUCCUUUGUUCACAAAUUCAACCUUGCCAAACUGGAACUGUUCUUAGCAGAUUUCGUGAAGUUUUGGCAGAAAAUGAUGUCUUACCUUGGGAAAUAGUCUACAUAUUCAAGCAAGUUUUAAAAGAUUUCCUAACUACUAUUGAGAAGGAAAACCAACAAGACCAACUGGUAGAUGUAUGGAAUACAAAUUGCUCUGAACACUUCACAGUGCCUGGUGACAGCUCUAACAAAUCGGACAAAGAUGAAAUUCCCACAGUUUCAAGUUACGUUGACAAAAAUACACAGAGCAUGUUUCCCACUUUUUCUCACCGAAUCUGGAAUCUUCCAUAUUACUAUCCAUCAAGUUAAAAUUUUUCUUCAGUUAUCUGAAUUCCCUUUUAUCAUCCCAAUUCAGAGACGUAAAAACAUAUAGGAAUAAGAAAUAUGACAUGCUCCCCUUUGUUGCAACCUCAGAAUUUUAAAUCCCUAAUUAUAGUCUAAAUACAUUUUACAAACUUUAAUUAAAAUCAUUACCCUUUUUACCAUUACUAUUCCAAAGAUGUUGUGUUUAAAGGAACCUUUUAAUAUAAAGAGAUAAAAAAUAUAACUGUAGAUCUUUCCAAAAAAUGAUGAAACUAUCCUGUUUGUACUGUACCUAUAGCAUCUACUGUAAUAAGCAAUAGCUAUUAUCCAUAUUUCAAAAUCCGAUCACUGUGCAAAAUGUUAGCAGGGACUUCUGUUCAGUAAUCUACAUAGUUUUUUGAGAUUCUUCUAAGGAAACAAUAUACAGUGUAUGAGG